Molecule: messenger RNA, 1044 nt
Organism: Patiria miniata (bat star)
Lineage: Eukaryota; Metazoa; Echinodermata; Asteroidea; Valvatida; Asterinidae
Product: mucin-2-like
Exons: 4
Source: RefSeq, a predicted model, not a curated record
AUGCGUCGACGACGGAGUUCGGAGGCGCUCUUCGUGGCCUUUUUGCUUUUCGUCGUAACCAUCCAAGCGUCAGUGGGAACAACCACCCCUCCAGUAGAUGGAUCUCCUACACCACCAGACGCCACUUUGCCACAAGCCAUCCCUCCAGGAACAGCAACCACUGCAGGAACAACCACACCUCAAGUAGAUGGAUCUCCUACACCACCAUACACGACUCUGGCACAAGCCAUCCCUCCAGGAACAUCCACCGCUGCAGGAUCAACCACCCCUCCAGUAGAUGGAUCUCAUACACCACCAUACACGACUCUGGCACAAGCCAUCCCUCCAGGAACAUCCACUACUGCAGGAUCAACCACCCCUCCAGUAGAUGGAUCUUCUACACCACCAUACACGACUCUGGCACAAGCCAUCCCUCCAGGAACAUCCACCGCUGCAGGAUCAACCACCCCUCCAGUAGAUGGAUCUCCUACACCACCGGACACGACUCUGGCACAAGCCACCCCUCCAAUAACAUCCACCACUGCAGAAAUGGGCACCUCUCAAAAACCAACACCCACUCCAGAGCCUGCCACCACUCCAGUACAAACUACCACUUCAGAACCAACCACCACUGGAGGACCAACAACCACUUCAGGGCAAACCACCAAUCCAGAACCAACCACUAAUUCAGGACCAACCACCACCCCUGAACCAACCACCACUCCGGAACCAACAACCACUUCAGAACCAACUACCACUCCAGAACCAACCACCACUCCGGAACAAACCACCACCCCGGAACCAACUACCAGUCCAAAACCAACAACCACUCCAGAACAAACCACCACUCCAGAACCAACCACCACUCCAGAACCAACCACUACUUCUGGACCCAUCACCACUUCAGAACCAACAACCACCCCAGAACAAACCACCACCCCAGAACCAACCUCCACUCCAGAACAAACCACCACUCCAGAACAGUCAACCACCACACCAGAACAAACCACAACUCCAGAACCAACCACCACCCCUGAACCAACCACCACUUCAGAACCAACGACC